Molecule: messenger RNA, 1298 nt
Organism: Coniophora puteana RWD-64-598 SS2
Lineage: Eukaryota; Fungi; Basidiomycota; Agaricomycetes; Boletales; Coniophoraceae
Exons: 10
Coding region: 75-839 (254 amino acids)
Cellular component (GO): endoplasmic reticulum; endoplasmic reticulum membrane
Source: RefSeq, a predicted model, not a curated record
GCCAGACCUACGCCAUACACCACUGACUUGUGCAACGUUUCUUGGUUUUCCUCGGUCAACGGUUUUUACACAGCAUGCGUCCUUUCGCCAUUUUCCAGAGCGCGUUUGCACUCGCGUCGCUGUUGUACUCGGUUUCUGCUAGUCCACUUGAGGUUUCCCCGCCCGAAAUUGAGGUCGAGGCUGUCUUCCCGGAGAGCAAUCCCUUCGGUCACAUUGUGAAUGGCGAGCGGAACCAAAUCCUCCUUGCAAUUGAGAACAAGUCGGACAGAAACGUCACGCUUCAGUCUAUCGCUGGCUCUUUCCAUCAUCCGGAGACAAAUGGUCUCUUGCGAAACACCACUGCACUCAACUACGGCCUACGGCUGAUCGAGGGUGCUAAGCUUCAGCUUCCGUACACGUUCCAUAGCGAGUUUAAGCCGGGUGACAUACGGCUUAACGUCUGGUUGGACGUCACUGAGGACGAGAACUUCCGUAUCAUGGCCUAUGACUCCAUAGUCACCGUUGUAGAGCCCGAGGCUUCCUGGUUUGACUUCAAGCUGAUUUCGACCUACCUCAUUGUUGCUGGCCUUCUCGGCGGUGGCGCCUACUACGCGUACCUUGCGUACGCGCCUCAGCCUAAGAAGCAGCGCAAGCGUGUCAACGCCAAUCCCUCCGAAGUCAGCUCACCCGUUGGAACUGUCACCGCCACUGGCGCUGGAGGCUACCAGGAAGAGUGGAUUCCCGCGCAUCACCUCAAGAAGGGGAAAGGCAAGAAGACUGGCGCUUUGAGCAGUGGUGACGAGUUCAGCGGCGCCGAGACCAGCGGUAAUGAGGGCAGGAAGCGCAAAGGUCGCAAGUAAUUACUCUACAGCUCCCGUAGUAUGUAUUUCGUAGGACCAAAAAGUCUACGCUAUUCUCUAUUUGAGGUUUUCGUGCAAACGUGCUUUGUUAUGGGACUCCAUACAUAUGUCCCUACAAAAUUUCCACGGUUGACGUGCAUCCUUUCCCUUGCUAGUGAAUGCGAUGUUCUAUGGUAUGCGUUAGUCCGCAGAGUGUGUGACAGAGUCUGGGGAUAGCAAUUAAACGUCUAUGUGUUUGUAGCCCUUGACCUUGUUUUCCUGGAGCAUCUGGAGGUACUUGUCUGACAGCCACCUGCAGCUCUCAAGGUGGUUGACGCCCUCAUAGCGUUGGCAUUUGACAAGCUCGUCGCGGACCAGGCGUGCCUCCAUUGCCUUCACCCAGGACUCUCGCACGUAAUCGUCGCGUUCCCGGACCUUGGCUUUGAGAGCUUCUGCGUUCGGAGCGUCGGACAUGGUGGC